GUCUACAGUGAGCUCUCCUCAGGUUUAACUGCAGGGGUUUGAUGGAAUUCAUCAUUGUGGGCUCCUGCAGAUGUGAGGGUCUUUCUCCUUCAGUGGAUUCUCCCAAACCCUCUGCUGCUUGCCAGGAGUAGGGGGUGUGUGUGGCACUGCUGCAUUCCCUCCCAGGCAGUGGGGCAGUGCUGGUGAGCUGGGUCUGUUUGCUGACUGAACCAGGAUCUUUCUGAAGAAGCUUGAAGAUGAAAUUGCGGAGAAUUUCUGCCUGAAGCAAGGGAUGUUUCCCGUGUUUAAGACAAGCAGCAACCUGCAGUCAGGAGGAAGAAGGGGCUGAAUUCACUCCAGAAGUAUUUCUCUGAGAUUAUUUUUUUUUUUCCUGAGGCACUUCAAAAGAAGAAUGUGAGGAGAAGACAAGAGGGUCCCAAGAGGCUCUGCUGUCAGUGUCUGUCGUUUUCCGUAGAACAAGAAUCUGAGGCUUCUCCACGCCGCCGAGCGCUUCUGUGUCCCAUCUGCUACCACACCCUGAAAUCAAACUCGGCAGCUUGGGUGAACCAGGCACUGUACAAACAUGUCAGACUUGCCUCCACCCCUUUUUCCUCUCCCGUUGCCUCCUGCUGGCUUUUCCUCUCGGGUUGAUCAGUGUGUCAGCGGAUUCCGGCGGCGGAGGAGCAUUCCCAUUCCCACCUCACCCCUGGUGACGGAGCAAUGAGGAGUCAGGGGGAUGGUUCUGAAAGGGAAGAAACCCCAGGAGCUGGAUUUCCUUGGGAAGGAGUUUACUUCAUCUUUACUCCUAUAGCCCAGCAACACCGUCCUCCAAUCGGCUUUGCUGCAUGACAGUGGGAGAGUUUCCCUCCAGACCCUUCUUUCUGCUUUCACUUGGACUUGUCCUCUACCAGCGUUUCUGCAGCAGGAAUACCAGUGGCAACCAGCGUGUGCAGCUCCAGAGGGCAGCCCUGAUGCCUCUUUGAUGUGCUUGGGGACAGAGGACUGAAAAAGCAAAAGCAGAAGCAAAGUUUGUGGCUGGCACCAUGUUCCGCAAGAAGAAGAAGAAACGCCCGGAGAUCUCGGCUCCGCAGAACUUCGAGCACCGUGUCCACACUUCCUUUGACCCAAAGGAGGGCAAAUUCGUGGGCCUGCCCCCACAAUGGCAGAAUAUUCUGGACACACUGAGGCGUCCCAAGCCAGUGGUCGACCCUUCCAGGAUCACAAGGAUGCAACUCCAGCCUAUGAAGACCGUGGUGAGGGGCAGCACGGUGGAAGUGGAAGGCUACAUCUCUGGGAUCCUCAACGACAUCCAGAAGCUUUCUGCCAUCAGUUCUAAUACCCUGAGGGGAAGGAGCCCCACCAGCAGGAGAAGAGCACAGUCCCUCGGGCUCUUGGGUGAAGAGAGACCUCCAGACAUGUAUCUUCAGAGUCCCGAAGCUGACUGGGCAGACAAAUAUGGAAACUACCUCAACUGCAACGGUGGGACCAAGGUGACCCGCAGGCAGACUAUGUGGCCAGAUUACAAACCCCGCCUGGAAGGACAGUCUCACCCCAAUGGUAUGGUCAUGAAAGCACAGUCCCUCGGGCCUUCAGAGUUCCAGAGUGCUGAUGGCAGCUGCCUCCAGCGUGCCUCUGCUCUGCAGCACAUGCCGGCGCUGCCUGGGGAGAGUGACAAGAUGGGAAAGAGAAACUCAGAAGAGUGCUGGCCUCAGCCUUGUCUCCUACGACAGACAAACUCCAGGCCCUCAGGGGAGGGCAGCCCCAGCUCCAAGUCAAGGGAGAACAGCUUGAAGAGGAGGCUGCUGCGCAGUGUGUUCCCCUCAUCUGGCAGCUCAAACAAGUUGGGUCCUUCCCUGCAGAUGAAGCCUAAUGCUUUCUUCAGGCCCCAGCAGUGGGGUUCACCACGCAGCCCUGCAGCCAAAGCCCUGUCUCUUCCAUCAGACCAGCCUGCAUCUGAUUUCCCCAGGAUGACCUCAGAAGCUGGAACCCCCCAGAAGUCCCCAACGGUGGAGAAGGUGGCUGCAGUGCCACCAGGCAGGCCGUCACCGGCAGGUUCACCCAGGAACCGGCAGACUCAGACCAGUUCUAGCAACCUUCACCUUCCUCAGGACUCUUCUGUGAAAGGGCAGCUGGCCAGUGAAGACCCAGUGGUUGUGACUCAUGAGCAGUUCAAAGCUGCCCUUAGGAUGGUUGUGGACCAGGGGGAUCCCCGGUCGAUGCUGGAGAACUAUGUAAAGAUUGGUGAAGGGUCCACAGGCAUCGUCUGCAUCGCUCGAGAGAAGCACUCGGGGAGGCAGGUGGCAGUGAAAAUGAUGGACCUGAGGAAGCAGCAGCGCAGGGAGCUCCUGUUUAAUGAGGUGGUGAUAAUGAGGGACUAUCAACAUGUCAAUGUGGUGGAGAUGUACAAGAGCUAUCUAGUGGGAGAGGAACUCUGGGUGCUGAUGGAAUUCCUACAGGGGGGAGCCCUCACAGACAUUGUGUCUCAGAUCAGGCUAAAUGAAGAGCAAAUUGCAACAGUGUGUGAAUCAGUGCUGCAGGCUCUGACCUAUCUUCACUCUCAGGGGGUCAUUCACCGAGACAUUAAGAGCGACUCCAUUCUUCUGACGCUGGAUGGGAGGGUCAAACUCUCAGAUUUUGGCUUCUGUGCUCAGAUCAGUAAAGAUGUACCCAAAAGGAAGUCCCUAGUAGGUACUCCUUACUGGAUGGCUCCAGAAGUUAUUGCAAGGAUACCAUACACUACUGAGGUGGAUAUCUGGUCUCUGGGGAUCAUGGUGAUAGAGAUGGUGGAUGGAGAACCCCCAUAUUUUAGUGACUCACCAGUCCAAGCAAUGAAGAGACUCCGUGACAGUCCUCCUCCCAAGCUGAAAAACUUCCACAGGACCUCCCCAGUUCUGAGAGACUUUUUGGAAAGGAUGCUGACCCGGGAUCCACUGGAAAGAGCAACGGCACAAGAACUUCUGGACCACCCCUUUCUGCUCCAGACAGGACUUCCAGAGUGCCUGGUGCCCCUCAUCCAGCAGUACAGGAAGCGCACCUCCACCUGCUGACUUCAAGGACAGAUGCUAGAAAAGAGAAACGUUUCUAGAAACCCCAAACAUAUCAGGAGACCAGGAGUCUCCUCCUGUGAAUGGUGCUUGGAACUUGGCAGCAAUCGUUUUAGAAGAUGGCUGUGACACUGUCCUGGCAUUCUCAGCCUUUUGUGGCGUCUUUUGCUGAAGACAAUCAACACACACCAGAUCCAAGAAAGGAUAUCUCAAGAGUAAAGCAGGUGUCUCGUGGCUUGUGGAUCACUUCUUCCAACAAAUGGAGCCUGAAGUUGUGUAUCUGAAUGUCUGCAAGUUUCUGCAAACCUUGGCUGCUGUCUACUGAACUGGAACAAUAUUUCCCAACUAGAAAUGUGAUCUUCACCUCCUUAGCUGUCCACUGGAGUCUUGAGCUGACCCAAAUGUAUGUUUUGGGGAACAGAUCCCUCUAAACUCUCAAACAAUGCACAAAGACUCAACAUAUUUUUCCCCCCCUUGAGACUUUUUCCCAGAUGAUUUUAACUUCCUUUGGUGAAAGGCAGACCUAGAAAGCUGUAGGUCCUUUCCCAGGGAGCAGAUGUGAUGUGUACAUACUUGUUUCUAAGUGGCUCUCUUGCAUCAACAUGCUUCUCUCUUGCUGAGGAAUAUCUAUGGUUUAGUGGUCAAUCUUGAAUCCAUUUCAUGAUCUUGAACUUUUGGAAGGGGAAACCUUUGGAUCCAGGCCUUGAAACAGACUCUGUGACGAAGGUGUUCUUGCCAUCAGGAUCUUGUGGUUGAAUAUUCACCAUCUGCAACACCUCCAGUGCUGGCUCCAGGGUCUGUGACAGCUUGUUCCUGUGUUUGGUUCCCAAGCACCUUUCUUUCCAAGUGGCUGAGAAGGUGCUGUCCUGAAACAAAUGUUGGUUAACACUUUGAGGAUGCUCUAGGAGACUGAGUGAGCAGGUUUCAGCUGUCCUGAAAGUCCCAGGACAGAGUUUUGUGUCCAUGUGAGGUGUUUUGUUGAGCCUCUAUCACCUCCCCUGCUUCCUACAGGGGAGAAGGGAAACUCUGGAUGUGUGUUUCAUUGUUGGUGUGCCCUUCCCCACCAUCCCUUUGCUGAUAGACUCAGAAGGUUACUGGUUGUCUCAACAGCUCUGUCAGAUGUUUGCCAAUAGAUUUAGCUCUGUUGUAUGAUACGCCUCCCGAUCGUGAGAUAGCUAAGGGUCUCUGGGUCAGGAUGUGAUGUUGUACAGUAAUGCUGUGUGUUGUGGUGAGGUCUCCAGAUAUAAUCUUACAUGUGGAACUGGGAUCAUGUUUGGAAACUCCAGAUACAAAUUCAUUGGGAUUGAAGUUGGUCUUGGGCCAGUCCCACUGUCUUGGAAACUAACCUCAGAACUGCAUUUUCUUCAGGAGAUGUCAAUCAGCUCUGUCCUCUGCUAUUUACUCCAGUUACAGAUCCUUGCUUCAAAAUUGAAGCCACAGUUGAUUACUUGAAGUAAUUUGGGAUGGAAUUCAUCUGCACUGAUGCCAGCCAUCAAAUGGUGGGCACCCAGUCUGCAAAGGGUUUAGGUUGGCUUUGUAGACCCAGGUGAGAGGAACACCUCUAGAAGGGCAUUCACCUCCCUUCUGUCAGACACCUGCUGAAGGGUGACUUGGUUGUCCCUCGACAGCACCCUGCCUGUGGCCAGGAGAAGGAUGGCAGAUGGUGUGCCAGGGCUGGCUGUCUAAGUUUGGGGCUGAUGAAGUUGACUGAAAUGAAUUUGUUUAGCUCCUCUUUAGCUGCACUGGAAAAUUUUUUGAUGUAAAAUGUUUCUGUAUUCCAGAUAUUCUGCUUUUUUAUGCAAAGGAGCAGGGCUUGGAGAAGAUUUCUAAUUUGAGACAAACGAGCCUGCUCGUCUGUACUUGUGAAUCCUUUGCACUUGUGUUUUAAAUUAAAGUAGAUCUUGAUUUAUUCAUAAGCCUUUUGCGCUGCUGGGAUGCUUGAAACGAUCUCUGUAGCUCAGAGAUGGAAGGGAUGGGUGGACCUUGAAGUCUGGUCUGACUCCUCUGUUCUGGGGCUGUGUGGCUUGCAAAGGAAGAAUAGACCAGACCAGAGCCUGGAUGCUGGAACAAACAUUUCUCAGAGAUCACAGAACCACAGAAUGGAAGGGACCUUAAAGAGCAUCUAGUUCCAAGACCCCUGCCAUGGGCAGGGACACCUUCCACUGCUCCAGGUUGGUCAAGGCU
Messenger RNA from Dryobates pubescens (Downy woodpecker), 5207 nucleotides. It is a transcript of the gene PAK6, whose product is annotated as p21 (RAC1) activated kinase 6. The record is from RefSeq and is a predicted model, not a curated record. The coding region runs from base 1023 to 3026 and encodes 667 amino acids. Lineage: Eukaryota; Metazoa; Chordata; Aves; Piciformes; Picidae. Gene Ontology annotation, molecular function: protein serine/threonine kinase activity; ATP binding. Gene Ontology annotation, biological process: intracellular signal transduction; protein phosphorylation; regulation of MAPK cascade. The transcript has 12 exons. Gene Ontology annotation, cellular component: cytoplasm.